Messenger RNA from Poecilia latipinna (sailfin molly), 1662 nucleotides. RefSeq names its product endonuclease, polyU-specific C (gene endouc). Gene Ontology annotation, molecular function: RNA endonuclease activity. The transcript is spliced from 8 exons. The record is from RefSeq and is a predicted model, not a curated record. Lineage: Eukaryota; Metazoa; Chordata; Actinopteri; Cyprinodontiformes; Poeciliidae. The coding region runs from base 101 to 1048 and encodes 315 amino acids.
CCUGCGGAGUGUUAGAUACUGGGAGGAAGCUGGACUCAGUCAAACAUUAGUGAACGCUCUGCUGUAGUGUGAACUGUAGUAGUGAAGAGUUUCUGGCACCAUGGCUGUAAGGCUUUGUGGAUUCCUCCUGCUUGCGGUUCUUGUCCGUGGACUUCAUGCAUCAAGGCCAGCUGUAAACCAGGAGUUAUCCAACCUUUUCAACGAGCUCUGGAGGCUGGAUGUGAACCGCAUGAAGCCUGGGAUAGACUACACUAUCUCUGUUCAGGGCAGAGCGGGAUAUGUGAACCAGGGCAGCCAUGUUGUCCUGGAUCACGCCUCACUGCCUCUGUUCUCCAACGUUAACGAGAACAAACUGAGGAACAUAACCACUUUCUCUCUCUUCAUGAAACUCCUGGACAACUAUGAGCGUUCGACAGGCAUCACAGAGCGAGUCACUCCAGAGGAGCUGACGGAGAUUAAUCUGUUCCUGGAUGCUGUUUUAGAGACACAAGUCAUGAAGCGUGCUCACCAGUACCUGGUGAGCAAAGGAAAGUCCAGCUCCGACUCCAGGCAGUUUAAGAAUCAGCUCAACUUGAUCUGGUUCCAUCUUUACCACCGGCAGAGAAACACAGGCCCUGACUCUUGUGGAUUUGAACACGUCUUUGUUGGAGAAACCAAAUCUGGAACAGAAGUAAUCGGCUUUCACAACUGGGUCCAGUUCUUCCUGCAGGAGAAAAACAGCCAUUUGGACUACAAGGGCUACCAGGGCUACUCGGCCAGAGACCAGGACUUGCCUGACCAGGACGACCACGUCCUGAAGCUCCAGUUCAGCUGGCACGGUGUGGUGAAGCCCGUCGGCAGCGCCUUCAUCGGCACCAGCCCCGAGUUUGAGAUGGCCAUUUUCACCGUCGUCUUCCUCAUGAACACAGAGCGAAGCACCACGGUGCUGGUCAACAUCGACCAGUGUCAGAUGGAGCUGGUGGUCGUCAGAAAGGGCCGCUGCCUGGGGACGGCGUACCCCAAUCUGCUCAGCAGCAACAGCAGACACGUCAGCCAGCACGCGCACUGACUCCAGCUGCGGCUCAAGCGGUCUUUACCCAAAGACAGGUGGUGAAAUCUACGUCCAGCAGGAGAAUCAUAGUCUGUUCUGAUUCUAACAUGUAUCUAAGGCUUUUAAUGAAACAAUUCUGAUGGUGUGAAUGGCGGAACAGGAUUUAUUUGAAAAAGUGUAACGUGUUAAGCUAUAUAAGAACCUUAUAUUAAUCAUCGCCAUGAAUAAAAGUAAUCGUCAGUGUUGUAGUGAUCCAAAAAUAUUAGUUCGUAUAAAAAGAAACGCAUUAACUGUAUAAAAUGUUCUUUUAAAGAGUGUUAAAUCAUUAUUGUCUUUGUACUUAAGGACAUUUGAUCACCCUGUUGAAGUUUUUUGGUAGAAGCAAUCAGAUUUUAUUAUUUGAAAUGUUCUGUUUUGCCUUCCUAACAAAGUUCCCAUGACGUUUGGAAGAGAAGCCGGCCCACAGAGUCAUAGGUCAUCUACCGUACUGUAGCAUCAUGUAGCGUGAUUUUUCAAACAAAAUAAAUACAUUUAUUAUCCCUUUCUGUACAACAAUCAAAGCACUCAGAUGCUCAUUAAACAAGGUGAUUUAUUUUACAUCUGAUCACUUUCUUCACUAUGUGUAAAAAAAA